GGCCAAAAUAUUUAAUUAUUUUAAACUGUUUUUAAAUUUUGUAUGUUCUGUUUUUUACUUUGGCUGUUCACCGCCCUGAGUCCUGUUUGGAGAAGGGCGGUAUAGAAAUGGAAACAAAUAAAUAAAUAAAUAAAUAAAUAAAUAAAUAAAUAAAUAAAUAAAUCCUUGCUGUUAUGUGGAUCUAGGGUCCCACCCUGUCUCUAUCCAUUCAUCCAUCACCUUGGUGCCUCUGCUGGGCGUUCCAGUAAGCAGCUUACAUCAUUUUUCCCGCCCGGUUCACCAUGUCUCUCAAGACCUUCUUGCUCAGUAAACAAAUUAUAUUACAAUGGCCUGUCUAUUUUUAUGAUGCACUAAAGUCUAAAACAAUGUUCAAGUCUCAAUUUUUGAUCCAAAAUCUCCAUCUUUAAUCUAUUUGUAAUGCCAUGCAGUAAUUAAUACACUGUGCUGAAUAGGGUUUCUGACGAACAUCUUACAAAUGUGUAAUUACACAUGCAUAUGACAUGCAUGUUGGCAUGUCCACCCUGUAAACAGCAUCAGGAAAUUGUUAUUGCGUGAAAUGACUUUAGGCAGGGAGAAAGGCUGCACCUCUCCCCACCCACCAUCAAACACAGUCACUGGGGAAAGAGAACUGCAGACGAGGACCUUCCUGGAGAAGACGACGACAUGCCUUCCUUCAGAUACAGACCAAAUGGCCGGACGAGGACCAACUGCAGCCAGUGUGAGAAAAACCUAACACUACAGACAUCUGUGAAAGUGUUGUAUGUCUUUGUUGUCUUGCUGGUAAUGGCAGUGGUGGUGCUGGCAGCUUUAGUUUUCAAGAAAGUGGGAUCAAUAGCUGAUAAAUUUAACUCAACUCAGACAUACUAUGAAAAGACGAUUGUGUCAGUCCAAGAAAAUCUUCAGGAACUAGAUCAGAAAUCAAUGGACAACUGCUCCUUGUGUCAUGACACAGGGCAACUUGGACAGGAAAUUAGCAAAUUGCAAAAGGAGUUGGAGGAGAUUCAGAAGAAGCUCUUGGCCCAGGAUGUAUUACUUGAUCGAGCUGGACAAGCCCACCAGCAGCUUUCAUCUUCCAGCAGCAAGAUCACUGAUGAUGUGGAUAGAUGUUUCUUUGCUGUUCAGCAGGUCAACCAGAGUUUGAGCCUCUUUCUGGCCCAAGUGAUGGGCUGGCAGGCUGCUACUUCUCAGCUAGGCAGCUCACUCAAGGAGCUAACACAAGAACACUUUGAUGUUGAAACUGCUUUGCUGCAAAUAAACUUUACCAAUAGGCAGACCUCAGACUGGGUCCAGAUCAUCCAAAGAAAGACAAAUGAGGAGACCCUGACACUACAGAAGAUUGUGACUGAGUGGCAGAACUACACCCGGCUGUUUGGCAGCGUGAAGGCCACCUCUUCCAAAACAGCUGAUCUGGUCAAGAAUAUUCAAACUAAUUUAGCUAUUGCCUCGCAAAGGAUCAGCCAGAAUUCAGAGAGUAUGCAUGACCUCAUACUCCAAGUAACAAGUUUACAGUUGCAGCUGGACAACAUCUCCUCUUUCUUGGAUGACCAUGAGGAGAACAUGCAUGACUUUCAAUACCAUACCCAAUACAUGCAAAAUCGGACAGCUGAGCAUUUUCAGACCUUAGAAGGCCGUAUGACAUCCCAUGAGAUUGAGAUCAGCACAAUCUUUACCAACAUCAAUGCCACUGAUAGCCAUGUCCACAGCAUGCUCAAGUACCUGGAUGAUGUGCGACUCUCUUGCACACUGGGCUUCCACACACAUGCUGAAGAGCUUUACUACCUGAACAGAUCGGUCAGCCUCAUGAUAAGCCUCACAGAUGCUCUGCGGGAGCGUUUUAGCCUGCUCAAUGCCCAGUUAAACUUCAACAUUCGCAACCUUUCCAUGGUCAUGGAAGAGAUGAAAGCUGUUGACAUCCGACAUGGGGAGAUCCUGAAGAACAUCACCAUCAUACAAGGUGUUCCUGGCCCUCCUGGCCCCAGAGGAUUCAGAGGAGAGCUUGGCAUUAAAGGGCCACCUGGAACCAGAGGAGUAAAGGGUGACAUGGGGAACCUGGGCCCUCCUGGGCCACAAGGGUCCUUGGGCCCUCCUGGACCUUCUGGACCUCAAGGCGAGAGAGGCGCUGUGGGCGCAAAAGGCCCCACUGGAUUCAAAGGAAGCAAGGGUAGCUUUGGACAAGGGGGUUCCAAGGGGCGGGCGGGCCCCAAAGGGGACCCUGGAUCUCCAGGUCCUGAGGGGGCCAUUGGUCCACCUGGCCCACCUGGUGCACCUGGGAAACCGGGCAACCCAGGCAAACCCGGGGUCCCUGGUCCUUUAGGAAUGAUGGGCCGAAAGGGGGAUCCUGGGUUACGAGGUCCACGUGGAUUUCCAGGGCCCCCAGGACCUCCAGGAAUGUAAAUUCUCCCUCCCCCCCCCAAAGUUUUAAUGUGGACAAUUGAAACAAAAAAAGCUCUUCGCUGAAGACACCUAUCUCCCCAGGAAGGCAUCAAGCUAAUGGGGAAUGGAUGGUGUCAUUUAUUCUGCACUGUCAAAUUCCAUUUCCAGCAGCUUUAGGGGUAAGCUUGAAAAAUUGCUUCAAGUCACUGAAUUUCCUUAAUUUUGGGAACUUCAAACGCAAAGAAUUGCCGCUGCUAAGUAAGUAGGAGGAGCAAUCACUGGUAAUUAGAAUACAUGGUUUGCAUGUAAAUGAUCCUAAAUUCAGUCUCUAACACCCCCAUAGAGGGCUGAACCUCUGGAGAGACAUUAACACUUAACAUAGCCCAGAGUCACUUGGUUCAGUGGGUGGCUAUAGAAAUUGAAUAAAUAAAUAAAUAAAAAUUAGCCAUGCUAAAGGAAGAAAUGGGCUGACUCAAGCAAUAGCAACUCCCUAUCUUCAUGUUGCACAGUUGCCAUGCUUUUUGUAUAUAUGGGUGUGUGCAUGUGCAUGUGUGUUCAUAUGAGAUACUGGCUCAUAUGCUUGUGCAUUCAUUCCACAGUGCAACUAGAUUGUGUCACUUCAUCUGUACCUCUCUUACAUAUGUAUGGUAUAACCGCUACACAUAUACAUCCAAAACAAUAAAAAAAAAUUAAUGUCAA
Molecule: messenger RNA, 3072 nt
Organism: Pantherophis guttatus
Lineage: Eukaryota; Metazoa; Chordata; Lepidosauria; Squamata; Colubridae
Source: RefSeq, a predicted model, not a curated record